CCGUGAAGUGAAUUUAAUAAGGUCAGCAAUCGGCAAACUCUUUAGACUUUAGAGAGAGAGAGAGCGAGAGAGAAUCAUAAGAGGUUUUAGACCGAGAAACCGCGUGAUAAAGCCAAGGAUCUAUCUUUGUUCAUCAUCACACUCAAAAUUACCUAACAAAUAUUUAAGGUUUGCUAUGCCUUUCUUUCAUCUUCCUUAAUUUCAAUUUCAUCACCAAAAUUUCUUGCCAUUCUUCAUCAAAAACUUCAUUGAGCAUAAGGGCUUCGUCAAUUUUCUCCCUAAAUUUCUUCUAAAUUCCUCUUCAAGACUUCCCUAAAUUUUCAGAUAGAACAAAUUGAAUUAGAUGUCAUUUCGUAGCAUAGUUCGCGAUAUAAGAGAUGGAAUUGGGAGCUUAUCAAGACGUGGUUUUGAAAGAAGUAAAUCACAAAGUUUUGUUCAUGAAUUGGAUAACCACUCAGGUAUUGUGAUCAAUAGCCGUUGGGAUGGUUUACCACCCGAAUUACUUCGUGAUGUGAUUAAGCGGUUGGAAGCAAGCGAGAGUGUGUGGCCUGCUCGCAAGCAUGUGGUUGCCUGUGCGGCGGUUUGUAGGUCGUGGAGGGAAAUGUGUAAAGAAAUUGUUAGCUCCCCGGAGUCCUCAGGGAAACUUACAUUUCCAAUCUCUCUAAAGCAGCCGGGGCCUCGGGAUACCACGAUUCAAUGCUUCAUCAAGAGAGAUAAAUCUAAUUCGACGUAUUAUCUUUAUCUUUGCCUCAGCAGUGCAUUGGUGGUAGAGAAUGGGAAAUUUCUUUUUUCAGCAAAACGAAGUAGGAAAAGUACAUGUACAGAGUACAUCAUUUCACUGAAUGCUGAUAACAUAUCGAGGUCAAACCGUGGAUACAUUGGAAAAGUGAGAUCAAACUUUCUUGGUACAAAGUUCAUAGUUUAUGACUCCCAACCGCCACACAACACCGCCAACGUGGUCCCACCGGGUCGUUUAGGAUCAAGCCGCCGUUUUUCUAGAAGGGUUUCACCAAAGGUUCCUUCCGGAAGCUUCAACAUAGCUCAAAUUGUAUACGAGCUAAACGUAUUGGGGACACGGGGUCCACGUAGGAUGAACUGCAUAAUGCACUCAAUCCCCAUGUCCGCCAUGGAACCUGGCGGCACCACCCUCGACCACCACCCUAACCUGGCGGCACAUUCCUUCAAAGACUCAUUCAGAAGCAUCUCGUUUUCCAAAUCAAUCGAUAGUUUAAGCGAAUUCAGUAGCUCCCGAUUUUCCGACUUCAUGGGCACAAAUGAGGUACAAAAUGGAGAACAAAUGAAGAACAUGCCUUUGAUUCUAAAGAACAAACAGCCAAGGUGGCAUGAACAGUUGCAAUGUUGGUGUCUAAAUUUUAAAGGGAGAGUAACGGUUGCUUCCGUGAAGAACUUCCAGCUCAUCGCUGCCACCACUACCACCGCCGCUCCUCCGGUGGUGGUGGAUGAGGCAACACCGCCACAAACUGCCCAAGCUCAGUCACAAUCAUCGCAUGAUAAGGUGAUUUUGCAAUUUGGUAAAGUUGGAAAGGACAUAUUUACUAUGGAUUAUCGGUAUCCUUUAUCUGCCUUUCAAGCUUUCGCCAUAUGCUUGAGCAGCUUUGAUACUAAAUUGGCUUGUGAAUAAUGGAAUAACUUGUUAUUGAGGGUUAAUGCAAAGUGUUUUCAUUGAUUUGCUUAUUAUAACACCCUAUUUUCAUUUCUUCCUACUACAAUAUUGUACUUUGAAAAAUCUUUUGAAUUAUAACAGUUUCAUCCAAAUCCGAAACAAGUUAUGCUCCUAUAAAUUGAGAGUAUAAUAUCAUAAUUGGGUAGUUUUUUAACUUUUUCAAAGUACAAUGACUUAGUGCAGAAAUAAAUGGAAGACUUGAAAGUAAAGUGGUAUAAUACAGAAAUAAAUGUAAGUACCGAGUACGUUACUAUAUCUUGUAUGUAAUCAAAAAAUUGCUCAAAUGAUAAGAACAGCUUGGUACCUUGAUUUGUAAUUGUAUUUUGAUCGUUAAAUAUAUACUAUAUUAAAAAUAUGAUAUGAUACAGUUGUUCAAGUACAUAACUCAUUUAUACCAAUAAAGAAUGAUCUGAAAAAAAAAAACAUAUUGUACAACCAUUUUGGAUGGAUUUUAACACGAGAUCCUGAACUGUAUAAAAGUCUGCAACGAUAGAACAAUGAAUAAGUUUUCCAACAAUCGUACUUGGCUUGUUUCUGCAAGUGAUGUUGAUGACAGAUUGAGAGAUGUGAGCACUUUGUAUGAAACCUUGUGUUAAUGGAAGUGCAUGUGUAUGGUUUUUGUGUGGGUUUUGCAUCUUCAGAUUAACAUCUUGAAGCUGCAUGUCUUUCAUGGAGGCAUCAUAUAGAUAUAGAUACAGGAGUAUAUCUGUGUGCCUCUUCGGUGGCUCUUCC
Molecule: messenger RNA, 2416 nt
Organism: Lactuca saligna
Lineage: Eukaryota; Viridiplantae; Streptophyta; Magnoliopsida; Asterales; Asteraceae
Source: the annotation of a GenBank genome assembly